Molecule: messenger RNA, 240 nt
Organism: Periconia digitata
Lineage: Eukaryota; Fungi; Ascomycota; Dothideomycetes; Pleosporales; Periconiaceae
Source: the annotation of a GenBank genome assembly
AUGGCCGAGCACAACUACAAAUUCGAAGUCGCCAUGAGCUGCGGCGGCUGCUCUGGUGCCAUCGAGCGCGUUCUGAAGAAACUUGACGGCGUCAAGUCAUACAACGUGUCCCUCGAGUCCCAGACUGCCGAAAUCGUCACAGAAGAGUCGCUCGACUACGGCACCGUCCUGGAGAAGAUCAAGAAGACGGGCAAGGCCGUCAAGUCUGGACAAGCUGACGGCUCACCGAUGGACGUCUAG